Molecule: messenger RNA, 851 nt
Organism: Bactrocera neohumeralis
Lineage: Eukaryota; Metazoa; Arthropoda; Insecta; Diptera; Tephritidae
Product: trypsin-4-like
Exons: 3
Coding region: 64-840 (258 amino acids)
Biological process (GO): proteolysis
Molecular function (GO): serine-type endopeptidase activity
Source: RefSeq, a predicted model, not a curated record
UUUCAAUGUGCGAAUAAUUUUUAUUUUAAACAACACUUUUGUUGAACUAUCGAACAGAAGUGGAUGCUAGCCACAGAAUUUCAAAAAAUGUUAUCAAUACUGCUUUUAUUUAGCACUAUACUUACACACACUUCCGCUCAAAUACGCAUUGUAAACGGAAAAGAAGGACGCAUUGAAGAUUUUCCAUAUCAAGUUUCAUUGCGCCGUUAUUCAAUUCAUGUUUGUGGCGGUUCGGUCAUAGAUGCAGAAUGGGUAGUAACGGCCGCUCAUUGCAUAGAAGCUUUUGAAAAGCAACCGAGAGUAUAUUCUUUACGCAUCGGUAGCUCAAAUCGGGGUAAAGGCGGGGAAGUUGUGUCCAUAUCGAAGAUAUAUAAACAUCCUUUGUACAAUAGUGGCACAAUGAAUUUUGAUGUGGCGCUACUACGAACACAAAAAAAUCGUCUGCGUGGCGAAUUCGUACAUCCCAUCAAAUUACCUUCGCAAAAUACACUGAUUAUGGAUAACAACGAAGCGGUGGUUAGUGGAUGGGGACAUAUGAGUUCGUCGGAACAUGUUUUGUCGGAGCUCUUAAAGUAUACAACCGUUAAAAUAGUAAAUCAACAGAAAUGUUCCGAAUUAAUGAAAUCACAAGGGAUUGUCACCGAAGCAAUGUUCUGUGCAGCAGCUAGAAACACGGAUGCCUGUCAAGGAGAUAGCGGUGGUCCAAUACAAAGUAGUAACAUUUUAAUCGGUGUAGUAAGUUGGGGAGUUGGUUGCGCAGAUCCCCACUAUCCAGGCAUUUAUACACGUUUGUCUUAUUCCGCUGUACGUAUUUGGAUCAAGCUGAUGACUGGAUUAUGAUUGUGUAAAAG